UGUGGGUAUCACGCCAUCUGAUUGGACAGAGAGUAGGUUGGAGCCGUGUGGUGUAACCCUGAGGACACAAACACAGCGAGAAUACGGGGAGGCAAACGAAGCAACGACAAAGUGGUUGAAUUUCAUCUAGAAGACUGGAACAAAACUGCUUUGUAGUCGAACAUUAGAGUGCAAUUGAGUCAGAUAAAUUGGUUUUAAUUUACACAGGACCGCAAAAGUGUAUAGUUCUCGCACACGUAGUAGGCAACUGUAGACUGGAUGAGAUUACGCCUCUCUCAAGUUUACUUUAUGGCUGCGCAAAAUCAAAUUGUGUAACAGCGCUGAUACAAAUUUUGAGCAUUUAAUCAGCAACAGAAUGGGCUCCAAAUUGACCAGACAGAGCAGCCUGGACAACGAAGCAAUUUUUUUCAAAAGAGGACGGCGGCGGCGUGACAGCUCCGGAGAUGCAGAGAAGACAGAGAGCCGUGGCGGCGGGGACUUUUUGUUCACAUCGCUGGUGCUGAAGUCUGACAAGCUACCCGGGAUGCUGCGCAAAACGAACCACAGCCCGUACGUGCGGAGGGUCGCGUGGGUCCGGGAGAUACAGAAGCUUUUGAGACAACAGAAAGCUGACCAAGCAGUCGACGUGUUGAAAUUACUCAGAAAGGAUUUAGGACUUGAGGGCACAUCUCUCAGUGACAUUCUAUACAAGAACACCGCCUUUCUGAAUCUCGUGGAUCCGAUUUCUCACGAGCUCCUGCUCAGCUUGGCUCGAGACAUGCAGUGCCCAAAGAGGGAGGCCGACACCCUCAAGUCCUCCGAAAAGAUCUGCAGACAGCUGAUCUACCACCUGACCCCGCACUCCAAGUGGAUGCGACAGAGCGUGCCCAGAAGGAAGUCACACGCUUGUCUUAAAACGACUCUGAAGAAGAAGCUGGCCAACGACACGGUGGACCUGUCGGGCAUCCCUCUCUCCGGCCGAGACGUCCACCGCGUGGCCUAUUACCUACAGAGUAACGGAGCGUCCGUCACGGCCGUGGACCUGAGCUUCACGGAGCUGCAGGACGAAAGUCUUAAACUGCUACUGCCUUUCCUCUCUGCGCUGCCCAAACUCAGCACCCUGGCCCUCAACGGGAACCGCCUCACCGUGGCCAUCCUGAAGGACCUGACGGAGGUGCUGAAGGACCCCAAAAACUUCCCCCGUCUGGCCUGGGUGGACCUGGGGAACAACGUGGACAUCUUCACCCUGCCGCAGCCGCUGCUGGUCGCUCUCCGCAGGCGCUUCGGCAUGAGGAGCAGCCUGCCCACCAUCUACGAAUACAACGAGGGCCAGCAGCCUCGCACCUACCGUCUGGAGACCUCCACUGAGGAGGCCAGCGCGUUUGAGGAGGAGGAGGAGCAGGAGGAGGAGGAGCGGGAAGAGGAGGUGGAGGAUCAUCUGGAGCUGGAGCCCUGGGACGUGGAGGAGAAAAGCAAGAACAUCUCGCUGCAUUAUUGCGAGAGGUGACGGACCUCUGGUCUCCUCGGUCUGUCUGCCCCUAACCAUCGUUCAUCGGUCCAGAUCUCCGAACCCAGCGCACACCCUAAACCCAGCACGCUCCGCCUCACCCUCAGACAGGGCGGAGUCCGAAGACGGUGACGGCGUCGACGAGUUUUAAAGACGGAGCUGUGAAAGGAAGAGAAGGAGGUGGUGUGUCAGUGAAGGGGGAGAAAAAAAAGGCGUGACCGUCUUUCUCUCCUGGAGUAAAAACCACGAGGGCGACGGACCUCUGAGAGCGAGAGCUCGGUACGCCAAUUCUCAGACGAAAGAUUAAAUCUUCGCUUCGACCC
Messenger RNA from Chanos chanos (milkfish), 1809 nucleotides. RefSeq names its product leucine rich repeat containing 75Bb (gene lrrc75bb). The transcript has 4 exons. NCBI's taxonomy places the organism in Eukaryota, Metazoa, Chordata, Actinopteri, Gonorynchiformes, Chanidae. The coding region runs from base 356 to 1486 and encodes 376 amino acids. The record is from RefSeq and is a predicted model, not a curated record.